This is a messenger RNA of Magallana angulata, 1888 nucleotides long. Its product is annotated as transaldolase-like. The record is from RefSeq and is a predicted model, not a curated record. Gene Ontology annotation, molecular function: transaldolase activity. Bases 263 to 1231 code for a protein of 322 amino acids. Gene Ontology annotation, cellular component: intracellular anatomical structure; cytoplasm. The transcript is spliced from 9 exons. NCBI's taxonomy places the organism in Eukaryota, Metazoa, Mollusca, Bivalvia, Ostreida, Ostreidae. Gene Ontology annotation, biological process: carbohydrate metabolic process; pentose-phosphate shunt, non-oxidative branch; pentose-phosphate shunt.
GCUGAGGUUUGUCACCAAGAACCUGUUUAUUUACAAUCUCACACCGUCCUCCGCAGCGCCCAUUAUUUACAAUUUACUUAAAUUUCGUCCAUUUUAUAUUUUGGAGUGAUUUACUGGUUUCUUUAACCCGGGACCCCACUAUAUAUUUUACUGUAAAGCCGCACUGCUCCAGUAGUGCUGUGUAUUGAUUAGCCGGAGUGAGAUUUUCGUAUUUGCUGAGCAUAUCGGAAAUAUUCGUGAAUUUGCAAUAUUUGUCCACAUCAUGGCGUCUUCUCUGGAUCAGCUGAGGAAACUGACCACUGUAGUUGCUGACACGGGGGAUUUUGCAGCAAUGGCCAAAUUCAAACCCACGGAUGCUACAACCAACCCCUCUCUCAUUCUGGCUGCAGCUAACAUGGAGUCCUACCAGGGUCUUAUUGAUGAUGCUAUCAACUAUGCAAAAAAAGUGGGAGGGUCAAUGGAAGAACAGGUCACCAAUGCCAUGGACAAAAUCUAUGUCAAUUUUGGAUGCGAAAUUCUAAAGAUAAUUCCUGGACGUGUUUCAACAGAAGUUGACGCAAGGUUGUCCUUUGACAAGGAGGGGUCCAUUGCUAGAGCCAAGAAGCUGAUAGAUCUGUACAAACAGGCAGGAAUCUCCAAGGACAGAAUUCUCAUCAAACUGUCAUCUACCUGGGAGGGAAUAGAGGCGGCCAGAGUUCUGGAAAGUGAAUAUGGAAUCCACUGUAAUAUGACAUUGCUCUUCAACUUCUACCAGGCAAUCGCAUGUGCAGAGGCUGGAGUGACCCUCAUCUCUCCGUUUGUGGGUCGAAUCUUUGACUGGUACGUCAAAAACACGGAUCAGAAGUCCUACAGCAUGCUGGAAGACCCUGGAGUGAUGAGUGUAACCAAGAUCUACAACUAUUACAAGAAGUUUGGCUACAAUACGGUCGUGAUGGGGGCUUCCUUUAGGAACACGGACCAGAUCCUAGGACUCGCAGGAUGUGACCUACUGACCAUCUCGCCUUCAUUGCUAGAUAAACUACAACAGUCUAAUGAGGAAGUUAAGGCGUACCUAACCCAGAAACAAGCCCAGAAUCUGGACAUUGAAGAAGUCACAGUUGACGAAAAUAAGUUCCGCUGGGAAAUGAAUGAAGAUGCCAUGGCAACAGAAAAAUUAGCGGAAGGCAUCAGAAAGUUUGGUAUAGAUGCUGUCAAACUUGAAAAGGUGCUGAAAGAGAAGUUAGUGCAGUAAGCAGGGAUUGUUUCCAAAGUUAUUAUUGUUGAAUAAGCUAGUUCAGAGAACCAGGGAUUGUCUCCAAACUCAUUGUUGAUUUUUUGAUGAUAGCAUUGAUUGUUGAUUUAUGUCUUUCCCUUGAUUGACGAAGAUCGCAGCAUACAUAUAUUUAUUAUUUCCACAUUAUCAUAUCUAUUUGAGUAAGAGAUGGUUGACUGUCAUUUUGUGAUUUAUAAUCUUUGAAUUGUGUUGGAAAGAAAAUUAUUGCCAGAAUUUAUUAUAAGUUGCCAUAGAACGUUGACAUUUAGUUUUUGAAUACAUUAUGAAUGAAUUUGAUGGACAAUGAGUUGUAAGACUUGAAUUAUGUUGAUGUGAAUAAAGAUAUGCAAAAAUUUAUAAAGAUCAAAAAUGAAUACAAGAGAGCUCUAAAUUUGUAAGACUAAUUGAAAUUUAAUUUAUUUUGUAUGUUCAUCAUGUAAUAAAUUCAUACUUUGAUAUUAAAAUCUGAAUAUUCCUCUAUAUCAGGUCCAGGAAAGAAGAAUUUGGUUGAAAAAUUGUUAGGAAAUUCAUUUUAUUUUAUAGAAUUGUAUAUCUUUAUAUUUCCCUCAAAAUGCAAAUAAAAAAAUGAUUUAGUUUUACUUAGUAAAGGUGCUGUCAAUAAAAUGUACUGAUUAC